AUGAAAAUCAAAACUAUAUCCCGUUCUGCGGACGCGUACGUGCCUGUCUCUAAUGCGAGAGAGUCGGCCUUGCCAAGAAACCUGAACCCGGAACUGCACCCGUUCGAACGUGCAAGAGAGUACACACGGGCUCUUAAUGCCACCAAGUUGGAGCGUGUGUUUGCGCAGCCAUUUGUGGGCACGCUGGGAGACGGCCACCGGGACGGAGUGUACGCUUUGGCGAAGAACUUCUCCUCGGUGAACAAGAUUGCGACGGCGUCCGGGGAUGGUGUCAUCAAGUACUGGGACAUCACCUCCAGAGAGGAGACCUACUCGUACAAGGCGCAUUACGGAAUGUGCUCCGGCUUGGUUGUGACGCCAAACCAGAAGUCCAUACUUUCUUGCGGUGUCGAUAAGACCAUCAAGAUGUGGCAAAUCUCCAACGACUCCGAGUACAACCAGAACUACGAUUACUCCUCUAGCUCCACAGAUCCGUCCACCACUGGCUUGAUGAAGACUUUUCUCGCGGAUUUCUCCCUCAUGUCGCUUGACCACCACAAGUCAGAUGAUAUCUUUGUUACUGCGGGAGCCGAAGUCAACCUCUGGGACAUCAACAGAAACAAGCCUUUGUCCAACUUGUCGUGGGGCGCAGACAACAUUACAAGCGUCAAGUUCAACAAGGCGGAGACUUCUGUGUUUGCGAGUGCCGGAUCAGACAACUCUUUGAUUUUGUACGACAUCAGAACCAACUCCCCGACCCAGAAAAUCAGAACUUCGAUGAGAACCAAUGCGAUAUCCUGGAAUCCGAUGGAGGCGUACAUUUUUGCGACUGCCAACGAAGAUCAGAACUCCUACCUGUGGGACAUGAGAUACAUGGAAAAAUCGUUGAACGUGUUCAAGGGACAUGUCAACGCCGUCAUGGAUGUAGACUUUUCCCCAACCGGUAAGGAACUUGUGACAGGUUCUUACGACAAAACUCUAAGGCUCUUUUCAACGGAUAAAGGCCACUCACGAGACGUCUACCAUACAAAGAGAAUGCAACGUAUAUUUAUCACCAAGUUUUCGAUGGACUCCAAGUACAUUUUCUCAGGUUCCGACGACGGCAAUAUCAGAAUAUGGAGAUCAAAGGCAAACGAGAGAUCUGGUCCAAAGUCAGCACGUAAACGUGCCAAGGAAGAGUACGACGAAAAACUUAAGGAAAGAUACGCAGACAUGCCUGAAGUUAGAAGAAUUGCCAGACACAGACAUCUGCCUGGCUAUAUCAAACAUGCCUCCGAAAUCAAGGCCGAAGAAAUCCAGAGUAUCAAAUACCGUGAAGAAAACCGCCGUAACCAUAGCAAAGCCGGUGCGGUCCCUUAUGUUCCGGAAAGAUCCAAACCUGUUGUUGGCCGUGUCCAUAAACAAUAG
Pichia membranifaciens NRRL Y-2026 is the source of this 1386-nucleotide messenger RNA. RefSeq lists its product as hypothetical. Gene Ontology annotation, cellular component: small-subunit processome; nucleolus. The transcript has a single exon. Gene Ontology annotation, biological process: maturation of SSU-rRNA from tricistronic rRNA transcript (SSU-rRNA, 5.8S rRNA, LSU-rRNA). The record is from RefSeq and is a predicted model, not a curated record. Bases 1 to 1386 code for a protein of 461 amino acids. Lineage: Eukaryota; Fungi; Ascomycota; Pichiomycetes; Pichiales; Pichiaceae. Gene Ontology annotation, molecular function: protein binding.